Molecule: messenger RNA, 384 nt
Organism: Parnassius mnemosyne (clouded apollo)
Lineage: Eukaryota; Metazoa; Arthropoda; Insecta; Lepidoptera; Papilionidae
Source: the annotation of a GenBank genome assembly
AUGGCAAAAUAUAUAGCCCAAAUAAUAGUUUUGGGUGCUCAAGUCGUAGGAAGAGCGUUUGCACGAGCUUUGAAGCAAGAAAUUGCUGCGUCACAAGAAGCUGCUAAGCGUGCUGGUGGAGGACCACAAGGCGCAAGACGAGCAGCUGCUAACGCUUCUACGGGACUAACGUUAGAAGAAGCAAUGCAAAUUUUAAAUGUAGACAAAUUAGACCCCGAGAAGGUUAAGAAAAAUUAUGAGCAUUUAUUCAAUGUUAACGAUAAAUCCAAGGGAGGAUCUUUCUAUUUACAAUCAAAAAUUGUCAGAGCAAAAGAAAGAAUAGAUGUGGAACUGAAACCAAAGGAGUCACAACCUGAGUCAAAUAAAUCUAAGGAUGCAUCAUGA